UUUUACGUCACCACCAACAUAUUAUAGCUCAAAUGCUUUAAACUCAAUGUGCGUUGGUAUUUCCGUCGACUUGUUGUUUCAUAAAUAUUUUGAUUUUUAAUGAUGUGGUAUAAGCCAAGAGCUUUAGCGCUAAGACUUCAUAACGUUUAUGUUAGAUGGUGGAGUAAGAUCGUAUUUUUAUUGGCGACUAUAUUACACAUCUCGUCUGCAUAAUAAAUAUUGUGUUUGUACGGAGACGUUUUAGUUUUCAUCUUUUUUGUGUGUGUUUUUUUGGUGUUUUGUUUUAAGUUCAGUCGGUGACCACUUAGGGGACAUUGAAAUUGGUCCGAAGUGAACUUAAUAUCCAGCCAUAUAAUUAUUAAGGAUACCCCCUCAAAAAGAAUUUCAUGUCAAAAUGUUGCCAGUAUUCAAGAAAUUGGGGUUUCUUUACAAUAGCUACGUACUAGCCAUCUUAACAAUCGGCUACAUUCUGGGUGAAUUGGGCCACUAUCUCAUUGGUGUUACAUCGAAACAAACAGCCAUUGAAUUGGACUAUGGCGAUCAUGCCUGUCAGUUGAAUAACACAGAACUGACGAGAAAUGAACUGCCUAUUCAGUGCAAGGCAAUAAGCAAUGCAACAGAAUGCAUCGCUCAAAGUAUAAAUGGAACGGCCUACUGUGAAUGGAACUACAACGGUUUGGGUAUCGACUAUCAACUGUUAGCUGGUCCCAGUUUCAUUUUAGUUUUUACAAUUGUGGGAAUUGCUAUGGGUGUGCUAGCCGAUAAGUACAAUCGAGUACGAAUGUUGGCCGUUUGUACAAUAGUUUUUGCCGUUGCCAUUAUUCUACAAGGAUCCGUGACAAAGUAUUGGCAUUUGGUAGUGCUGCGAAUGAUCAUGGCUGCAGGUGAAUCGGGCUGCAAUCCGUUAGCCACUGGUAUUAUGAGCGACAUAUUUCCGGAGAAGAAACGUGCCUUGGUCAUGGCUAUUUUCAAUUGGGGCAUAUACGGAGGCUAUGGAAUCGCCUUUCCUGUCGGUCGAUAUAUAACGAAAUUGGAUAUCGGUGGACUGGGUUGGAGAAUUUGUUAUUAUGGAGCCGGUGCUCUGGCUGUAAUCGUUGCAGUCCUAACUGGUACAACAUUGAAGGAACCGACACGAAAAACUAUCGGAGAAGAGAACGCCAAUCAAAAUAGGAAGAAAAUCUCAUUGUGGAAAGUGUUGCUGCAACCGAGAGUUCUGAUGUUGGCAUUCGCCGCUUCGAUUAGACAUAGCGGUGGCAUGACGUUCGCUUACAAUGCCGAUCUGUACUACAACAUUUAUUUCCCCGAUGUUGAUUUGGGAUGGUGGUUGUUCAUCGUGACAAUUGGCAUUGGUAGCAUUGGUGUGGUUGUGGGUGGGGUGGUAUCGGAUAAAAUUGUAGCGAAAAUGGGGAUAAAAUCACGAGUAGCCGUACUGGCCAUCAGUCAGUUGAUCGCAACGCCAUUCGCUUUCGGAUCAGUUUAUUUCGAGCCGUUGUGGGCUAUGAUUACCCUCGGAAUAAGCUACUUCUUUGCUGAAAUGUGGUUCGGAAUCGUGUUUGCCAUUUUGGUUGAAAUUGUUCCGCUUCAAAUCAGAUCGACAACCGUUGGCAUUUUCUUGUUCGUGAUGAACAACAUUGGGGGUAAUUUGCCAAUUCUCGUUGAUCCCGUUGCCAAAGCUCUCGGUUACCGGGAAUCGAUCUCAAUCUUCUACGCCGGAUUCUAUUUGAUAAGUUCGGUGCUAUUUUUCAUCACCAUCUUCCUGAUGGAAACAUCGCCGUCGAAUGAAGUUGAAGAAAGUACCGCUGAACAACCGAAACUACCACGUGAUUCUGGUCAUGACAAUCGUAUGUUUGCCGAUGAGACUGGACUGCCACAUUUGGCGAACAAAGCUCAUCACAUGCAACAGCAGCAUCCACACCAUGCCAAAUACGAGAACAGUAAACUGUGAUUUGUUUAGGAAUUUUGAUUUAAAAGAAAUAAUUUAUUUUUAUAAGAAAAAACAACUUGCUCCAAUUUAGUCUGUAUUGAUUGUAAUAUGCGACACAUACUUAGUUGAAGUUGAAGCUGAUGAAUGUUACUUAAAUUUGCCAAAAAAAAUCCAUUUUUUUCUAUGAA
Messenger RNA from Bradysia coprophila, 2112 nucleotides. Its product is annotated as MFS-type efflux pump MSMEG_3705. Gene Ontology annotation, molecular function: transmembrane transporter activity. The record is from RefSeq and is a predicted model, not a curated record. Lineage: Eukaryota; Metazoa; Arthropoda; Insecta; Diptera; Sciaridae. Gene Ontology annotation, cellular component: membrane. Gene Ontology annotation, biological process: transmembrane transport.